GAGUACUGCAUGCAGUUCUGGGCUCCCCGGUUCAAGAAAGACAGGGAGCUGCUGCAGAGAGUCCAGCAGGGGGUCACAAGGAUGAUAAGGGGUCUGGAACAUCUCCCUUAUGAGGAAAGGCUGAGUAACCAGGGUCUGUGCAGCCUGGGGAAAAGAAGACUAAGGGGAUUUUUUCAAUGUUUAUAAAAAUCUGAAGAGCAAGAGCUAUGUGGUUGGGGUCGAACUCUUUUUGGUGGUGCCCAGCAACAGAACAAGCAACCUGUGCGUACACUAAAACAUGAAGUUCCAUAUGAAUAUGAGAAAAAAAUUUACUUUGAGGGUGACAGAGCACUGGAACAGACUAAAGGUUGUGGAAUGUCUUCUAGAGAUAUUCAACACCCACCUGGAUGCUUUCCUGUGCAACUACUGUCCAGAACCUGCUUUAGCAUGGGGUUGAAAUAGAUGAUCUCCAGAGGUGCCUUCCAUCCUCUAUAACUCAGUGUAAUCCUCUAUAAUUUUGUGAAAUGCCAAAAUCUUUGUUUUCUAAUCAUAUUGAUACUCAUAUGUCCAAAACUAAGCUUCUCCCAGAGUCCAGGAAUACAAAACAGCUUUAGUACAGGCUUUAGUAGUUUCAAUGCAAAAUCAGUUUGUGUGGCUCUGAUAGAUUCCUUCAAUGAAGGCAUAGAUACUGCAUAGAAAUGUAAUCACAACACAACAUUGUGCUACAUUUUGGAACCCCAUGCUAAUGCACGUGAAGAAGCAAAUGGUAAAAUUCAGUGUUUGUAUUGUGAAAUACAGUAGUAGGUUUGCUUGUUAGCCCUUUGGAUGUCUUAGUUACUGAAUUAAUGAAGUUAACACCUGUGGAGAAACUGUUAGAUCACAUCCUGAACUGGUGAUGGAGCACCUGGUGAAGGGGUGUGGUUGGCCUAGGGAGCAUAGGCAAAUUGACCAGAAAAGGUGGAUCCAUGGUGGAGAUAUGAGAUACCCUUGGCUCAUGUAAGAGCCAGACACUGGAAGGAGGGCAUCUUUUGGACCUAGGCUGCUUCUUGUGAGGGAGUGCUGCUGUAGCCAGAAAGCUCCUUCACCUGUUGGAACAGCACUGUAUAGAGAUGACGUUGGUGAUAUCAUUGGUAAAUGGUUUCUUGCAGAUGAAAGGAAAGAUGAAGCUACCAAAUUAUGAAGGCUUAGCCCCUAUGAAAGAAGAGUGUUUUAGUGGUUCAUCAAAAACUACUGCAAAAAUAAAAUAUCUUAAUACGUACAGACUGGAACCAUAUAAUAAAUUUCAGGAUCGGUUAGUAGGAGACAAAGCUCAAGCAAUAUUAACGAAUAAACUUCAACAAGCCAAAUAUGAUGCAGAUUCUAGUCCAUCCUUGUGUGCUUCACUCUCAGAAGAAAUAUUAAAGGCUACAAAGGAAAUGGGCUUCGACCGUUAUAAAUACGUGGUAACAGUGCUAAUUGUGGAAAAGGCAGGCCAAGCAAUAAAUGUCGCCAGUAGAUGGGUCUGGGAUGUUCAAAGAGACACCUGGAUUUCGGCUAAAUAUGAAACUGAAACAUUUAUUGCACUGGCUUUGAUAACAGCUUGUUAUUACGAGUGACACUCCCAAGAUGAUGCAACUGCUUCUGUGCAGCACAGUACCUGGUAUAUUUGAAAAUUUUCAGAGCAUCCACUUACCAACAGCAUUAGUCCAAAGUCUAGCGCAAAAAUAACAAACCUGAUGUGAUAGUUGAGAAAAUUUUGACCACUUUGCUUUGUAAAAAUAACUUCUGAAAUGUGUAAGGUUGAGUACAUAUGGGCUUCGUCUGUUGUAGCACUCUGCUGUGAAAGUCAGAGCAACUGGUGGAAAGUUGAACUUCAGCAAAUUUUGAAUGCUGCUUGUCUGUUGUGUGCAUUGAGUUGUUAAUGAAUACUUACAAUAAAUUGUAGGUAAUGGUUCUCUUGAGGGUGUGCUUUUUUGAAAGAGAAGGCAGUGCUGUUGGUUGUUUUUGGUUUUUUUUGUAGCUUUAUGAUAAAAUGCCAAUUUAGGUAGAAAUGUUAAGGGGGAAGCCAUCUUUUGCAUGCUUGAUU
Messenger RNA from Lagopus muta (rock ptarmigan), 2044 nucleotides. It is a transcript of the gene DYNLT2, whose product is annotated as dynein light chain Tctex-type 2. Gene Ontology annotation, molecular function: dynein intermediate chain binding. Gene Ontology annotation, biological process: microtubule-based movement. Gene Ontology annotation, cellular component: cytoplasm; cytoplasmic dynein complex. The record is from RefSeq and is a predicted model, not a curated record. The coding region runs from base 1089 to 1574 and encodes 161 amino acids. NCBI's taxonomy places the organism in Eukaryota, Metazoa, Chordata, Aves, Galliformes, Phasianidae. The transcript has 5 exons.